UUCACUCACUUUCCAUCCCUAGGGCCCGCACGUGUUUACAUUCCCGUAUUGAAAGUUCGUCUACAACGCCAUUGUGAAAUAGCUUAACUGCAGAGAUCUGUGAAGGAUUUGCAUUGCGGGACUACGAAUGGAUCACGACUACACUGGCGUUAGCCCGCUGGGCGCCGCCGACAGCAAGGGCGCCUCGAACGCCAUGAUCCUGUGCUGCGAGUGCGGAGUGGCCAUCCAGCCGAAUCCGGCCAACAUGUGCGUCACUUGUCUGCGCAACCAUGUCGACAUUACGGAGAACAUACCCAAGCAGGCGGUGCUGCACUUCUGCCGCAACUGCGAGCGCUACCUACAGCCGCCGAACGAGUGGAUCCAGGCCUCCCUGGAGUCCCGUGAGCUCCUGGCCGUUUGCCUUAAGAAGCUGAAGGGCCUGAAGGACGUAAAGCUGGUCGAUGCGGGCUUUAUAUGGACAGAGCAGCACUCGAAGCGCAUCAAGGUGAAGCUGACAGUGCACGGCGAAAUCACUGGCGGCACUGUCUUGCAGCAGGUCUUCGUGGUGGAGUUCACGGUGCAGAAUCAGAUGUGCAAUGAUUGUCAUCGCACCGAGGCCAAGGACUUCUGGCGCUGCUUGGUGCAGGUGCGCCAGCGUGCGGACAACAAGAAGACCUUCUACUAUCUGGAGCAGCUGAUCCUCAAGCACAAGGCGCACGAGCACACGCUGGGCAUCAAGCCGGAGCAUGGCGGCCUGGAUUUUUACUAUGCCAAUGAGAAUCAUGCCAGGCGCAUGGUGGACUUUCUGCAGACCAUGGUGCCCGGCAAGGUGACCACCUCGAAGCGUCUUAUCUCGCACGAUAUCCACAGCAACAACUACAACUACAAAUACAACUGGUCGGUGGAAAUAGCGCCCGUUUCCAAGGAUAGCGCCGUGUGCCUGUCCAAGAAGCUGCGCCACCAGCUGGGCAAUCUCUCGCCCCUGUGCCUGGUUAACCGUGUGUCCAGCAGUAUCCACCUGAUCGAUCCCCUGACGGCGCAAAUUGCCGAGCUCACCUCCCAGGUGUACUUCAGAGCUCCCUUCGAGGCUAUCUGCAACCCCAAACAGCUGGUGGAGUACGUGGUCAUGGACAUUGACGUGAUCAUGGAGAAGGAUCGCAAGUCGUACCCCGGCCAGGGACAGGUAUCCUUCAAGCACGCCCUCUGCGACAUUUGGGUAGUUCGCGCCUCGGAGCUAGGCAUCAACGAUAAUCCCAUUCACACGCGCUCCCACCUGGGCCACUUGCUCAAGGUGGGCGACUCCGUGAUGGGCUACAACACUGGCGAGGCGAACAUCAACGAUCCCGAGUUCGACAAGCUGUCGCCGGAGCUAAUACCAGACGUGAUCCUGGUGCGUAAACACUACGAUCGCCAGACCCGGCUCAGCCAGCGCGUGUGGAAGAUCAAGCACUUGGCGGCCGAGGCCACUGACGAGCGCAGCAAGCACGAUUACCACGAGUUCCUCGAUGAUCUCGAGGAGAACGAGGAUCUCCGUGGGCAGAUCAACAUCUACCGAGAUAGCAACAAGACGAUACCCAUCGAUGGCCAGGCUGCCGGCGGUGAGGUGCCACAGAUCACGCUGGAGGAGAUGCUGGAUGACAUGACACUGGAGUGCGCGGACGACGGAAUGGGCGAUGAUGAGGAUGGAGCAGCCGGGGAAGCCGAACCUCAGUUAUAGUUUGUUUAUUUAUACAACACUUCUCUUUGCGUUUUUUUUUUACUUUUACCCCUGCGUGGUAUGCCCUGUACAUAUUCACUUAAUCCACAUAAACAACUAGGAAACUAAA
This is a messenger RNA of Drosophila kikkawai, 1805 nucleotides long. It is a transcript of the gene Nmd3, whose product is annotated as 60S ribosomal export protein NMD3. Gene Ontology annotation, cellular component: cytoplasm; nucleus. Gene Ontology annotation, biological process: ribosomal large subunit export from nucleus. The record is from RefSeq and is a predicted model, not a curated record. Gene Ontology annotation, molecular function: ribosomal large subunit binding. Lineage: Eukaryota; Metazoa; Arthropoda; Insecta; Diptera; Drosophilidae.